Acaulospora colombiana is the source of this 804-nucleotide messenger RNA. The record is from the annotation of a GenBank genome assembly. NCBI's taxonomy places the organism in Eukaryota, Fungi, Glomeromycota, Glomeromycetes, Diversisporales, Acaulosporaceae.
AUGAGGGAGAUUGUGCAAAAGCAAAUGAUUUGCGUGGCCAAGUUGUACGCCGCAACGGAGACUGUGACAAUUACGUUGAGUGUCUCGAGAGGAUACGUCGAGAAUGGCGACGAUGGACCAAAUGAGAUGAAGGACGAGCACGACGACUUUUUUCAACGACCCAUUAGCAGACGUGAGAAGGCAUGUAAAAAGAGAAACGACGCACCAAAAAAGAGUGUCCUGCUCCUCAAAAAGUCUGCAUUCCUUGUUGGUUUGAAGAUGGACAUGAUAAUGUUGAGUAGUUCUGCUGUUGUUGAAGAUGCGCGGUGCGGUCGUAACGAAUGGGACAGUGGUCUGGCUAGACGUGGGUGGGGGACAAGUGGGCAGAUCAGCCUUGAGAAGAGCUCAAGCGAGGAUUGGCUGGACCCCACUCCCGGGAGGGGCAAGUCUUGUCUCCCUCUGCCCUGUUUUGGCAAUGCUCGGAUUGGCAAGUUGCAGAUAACUGGAUGGAGAUUGCUCGCAAAAAGGAUGGCAAACGACAGCGGAUCGCCAGGGAAGAUGAGCGCGCUGGCUGACUGCGGCGUGGAUGACCGUUGGGGACGGUCCGAAUGGGUGAUCGACAUGAGUUUACCAUGCUCAUCCUCGUUGAUUUCCCCAAAAUUAUGGGAAUUGUUGCCUCCCCGUAACGGCAUGGCGAGGGUUACGCCGACGAUUAUUCACAAGGGCUAUCAUGAUAAUUAUUACUGGACACUGCAGCCAUUCUCCCAGUCUCAACUCGACUCGCAUCGCACUAGCCCCACACCACUCUAUCUAGCGUGCUCUUGA